Priceomyces carsonii is the source of this 1074-nucleotide messenger RNA. Its product is annotated as polyubiquitin-binding protein. Lineage: Eukaryota; Fungi; Ascomycota; Pichiomycetes; Serinales; Debaryomycetaceae. The transcript has a single exon. Gene Ontology annotation, molecular function: polyubiquitin modification-dependent protein binding. The record is from RefSeq and is a predicted model, not a curated record. Gene Ontology annotation, cellular component: VCP-NPL4-UFD1 AAA ATPase complex. The coding region runs from base 1 to 1074 and encodes 357 amino acids.
AUGUUCUCAGGAUUCGGAGCAUCUGUAUUUGGAGCUCCAUCAUUUGGAGCUCCUAUCAACAACAAGUUCGAAGACUAUUUCAGAUGUUAUCCUAUUUCGAUGAUGCCUGAUCAGAUCAGGAAAGAUGAUGCUAAUUAUGGAGGUAAAAUUUUUCUACCCUCUUCUGCAUUGAAUAAGCUCACAAUGCUACACAUUAGAUAUCCAAUGUUGUUUGAGCUUACGAGUGAAGCGACAGACAUAACGACGCACAGCGGUGUCUUAGAAUUUGUUGCAGAAGAAGGGAGGGCUUAUCUCCCUCAAUGGAUGAUGUCUACUCUUAAGAUAUCGCCGGGCCAGAUAUUAAGAAUAGGGAAUUGUGACCUACCUCUAGGCAGUUUUGUGAAGAUAGAGCCUCAAUCUGUUGACUUUCUUGAAAUAUCUGACCCAAAGGCUGUCUUAGAAAAUGCCUUGCGAAAGUUUUCAACUUUAACAGUUAAUGACAUAAUCGAAAUCAAUUAUAAUAAUACCGUGUUUCGGAUCAAAGUUCUUGAAACUAAACCAGAAUCACCGGGAAAAGGAAUAUGUGUGGUAGAAACUGAUCUUGAAACUGAUUUUGCCCCACCAGUAGGCUACGUUGAGCCAGAAUACAAACCGAAAGUGACGAAGCCGACAAAUUCACCAAUUGACCCUUCAUCAGUAAGAAAAAGUGCAGGUGCAGGGACCAUGGCCAAAUCUUUAAAUUAUGCCAACCUUGUGGACAGUGCAUCAAAUUCUCAACAAGCAUUUAAAGGAUCGGGCCAGAAGCUUUCAGGGAAACCAAUGGAAGAGCCAAAAAGUGAAAUAUCAAUAGAUGAUUUAGAUCCAGAUGCGCCUCCUGUUCCUUUGAUACUACCAAGUAAUCAAUUAUUUUUCGGAUUUCCAGUAAGCUUGCCUACACCGGAGGAAGAAAAUGAUAAUACGAAAGACGAACAGAGCGCAUUCAGCGGCAGCGGUCAAUCCCUAAGACAAAGUAAAAAGAGAAAAGAUAAAAGCAAUAACAAUUUCCCUUCACUAAAGAACUACUCAAGGAGUCCAGAGUUCAUUGAAAUUGACUGA